ACACAACCUCUUAAACGGGGUUUGGUCAAAAAUAAGUGAGACACUGACGGCAAAAUUCUCAUUUCCAGAACUCAGAUUCCAGCCAUGUUUGCUCCGAAAUUGGCCGGGCGGGUGCCCCGUGGACGGGUGGGCGGCCUUCGCUGCCUGGCCACCCACGCCCACUACGACAUAGUGAUCGCGGGCGGGGGCUUAGUGGGGUGUGCCAUGGCCGCCGCCUGUCAAAGCUCGCCCGUGCUCCAAUCCAAAAGCGUGCUGGUCCUGGAAAAUGGUCCGGAUCGGCCUUACCAUUUACCCGAGGACUACGGCAAUCGGGUCAUCGCCCUCAAUAACUCGACCCGGGAUCUAUUCCAACACAUCCAUGUGUGGGCCCCGUUAACGGCCAGCCGCAUGAAAACCGUCCACGGCAUGCACGUCUGGGAGGCCACCCCCGAGAGUUUACUCACAUUUCAGUCCGAUCAACCGGAUCGAGGCCAUUUCUACAUUCUGGAAAACGAUUUAGUCGUCCAUACCCUGAGUCAAAAAAUCCGACAAAGUCCCGGUCAUGUGCGGGUGGUCUUUGACAGCGGCUUAAAAAGCGGCCAAUACAACCAAGCCCGGGGCCAAAUGGACCUGGCCUUGAGCGAUGGUCGGUCGGUGAGCACUUCGCUUUUAAUUGGCGCUGAUGGGGUCAAUUCCACCGUCCGGAAAAGCAUGACCCGUCAGCAAUAUCUGAGCCGGAAUUACCAUCAAUUCGGCGUGGUUGGGCUUUUAAGUUUGGCUGAGCCCAUACCCAAUAACAUGGCUUGGCAAAAGUUUUUACCCGGGGGCCCGGUAGCUCUGUUGCCGCUCUCCGAGACCAGAUCGUCACUCGUGUGGACUUUGCCCAGUCAUCAAGCUCAAAACAUGUUGAAAAGUCCACCCGCCGUGGUGUUGGCCGCAUUGCAAGAGGCCUUACGUCCCUACCCGGUGGUGUCCGACCCGUUUCCCCGAUUCAGUCAGCUUUCGCAAUUGGCGGGUUUUCCCUUGGGAUUGGGUCAUGCUAGUCGAUAUUGUGCUCCCGGUCAGGUCUUGAUUGGGGAUGCGGCUCACCGAGUUCAUCCCUUGGCCGGACAAGGGGUGAAUUUGGGCUUCGGGGAUGUGCGGGCUCUGGUACGAGCCUUGGAGACUAGCGUCCUGAAUGGGGAACGCUUUGCCACUUACCGUAGUCUAUUGGCCUACGAAACGGAUCGACAACGAUACAAUGUCCCCAUGAUGUUGGGCAUCGAUUUCUUGCAAAAAAUAUACGGUAGUCAAAAUCCGGUGGUGGCAGCCGCGCGAAAUUUCGGUCUGGGCGUGGUCCAAGCCCAUCCGUCAGUGCAGAAAUUGCUAGCGUCUUUCGCCAACUAAUGACAUUUAUUGAAUCCAGACGCCGAUUAAUAUAUUGAUGACCUCCCCCUCUC
Molecule: messenger RNA, 1418 nt
Organism: Tigriopus californicus
Lineage: Eukaryota; Metazoa; Arthropoda; Copepoda; Harpacticoida; Harpacticidae
Gene: Coq6
Product: ubiquinone biosynthesis monooxygenase COQ6, mitochondrial-like
Exons: 1
Coding region: 85-1365 (426 amino acids)
Biological process (GO): ubiquinone biosynthetic process
Cellular component (GO): mitochondrion
Molecular function (GO): FAD binding; oxidoreductase activity, acting on paired donors, with incorporation or reduction of molecular oxygen, NAD(P)H as one donor, and incorporation of one atom of oxygen
Source: RefSeq, a predicted model, not a curated record